Chlamydomonas reinhardtii is the source of this 2954-nucleotide messenger RNA. RefSeq lists its product as uncharacterized. Gene Ontology annotation, molecular function: hydrolase activity, acting on carbon-nitrogen (but not peptide) bonds. The record is from RefSeq and is a predicted model, not a curated record. Bases 235 to 2031 code for a protein of 598 amino acids. The transcript is spliced from 12 exons. NCBI's taxonomy places the organism in Eukaryota, Viridiplantae, Chlorophyta, Chlorophyceae, Chlamydomonadales, Chlamydomonadaceae.
GUCCUGACGGAGGGGGCGGGUCAUCCCUCUGGCACCGACAUGGCCGCUGACCGCACCGUAUACGAAGCGAAAAUGCAAUACACUAGCAUGAACUUUGCUUUGCACAGCCACUGUCCAUUAAUAAUCACAAGGCUUUGCCUUUGACGAGUUCGUUGCAAUCCAUAGUUCCUAAACCUUCCGAUACGAAUAACAGCCUUGGCCUUCCUGUGACAGCAGCAAAUAUCGAGACACUAGAUGCCGACUCUGUGGUUGCGAUUGCCGGCUGCGGCACCUGCGCCCCCGCCCGUCACGAAAGCGGACCCGAACUUGCCCCCGGCGGAGCUCCUCCACUCCUCCUUCGCCAAAGCGGCCUCCCAGCGCAAGCACCUGCGCGCCGCUCGCGCCGCCUCCGAUGCAGCUGCCGCUGCCGUGGCAGCGGCGGCCUCUGAGGGCGUGGUGCUGCUGAUCAACGCCGUUGUCCUCGACACGCAGGCGGGCGCGUACCUGCCGGGCAUACAGCGUGUGGCGCUGAGAGACGGCGUCAUCGCCGCGAUUGGGCCCAUGCCCGGGCAAGAGCAGGCGCUUGCGAGCCAGCAGAGCCAGCAGAGCCAGCAGGAGGCCGAGGAGAGUCAGGUUGCGGAGGUGCAGCUGGUUGAGGAGGCGGCCGCAGCGCCGGCGGCACCGCCCCCGCCGGCCGUGACGGCCAAGGAGGCGGAGGUGGAGGCGGAAGUGGAGGUGGAGGGUGGUGUGGUGGCGACCCAGCAGGCCGAGAUGGAGGUGGCGGCGAACCUGCUGGCCGGGCUGAAGACGCUGCCCAGCGACCCGCGUGGGCCCCUGACGGGGGCGCCGGCGGUCAUAGUGGACUGCGCCGGCGCGGUGUUGAUGCCGGGCAUGUGUGAUGCGCACGUCCACGUCACGGCCGUCACCGCCGACCUGGCGGCGCUGCAGUCGCACUCGGAGGCCUACGUGGCGGCGCGGGCCGGAGCCAUCCUGGGCGGCAUGCUGGCGCGCGGCUUCACCACCGUGCGGGACGCAGGCGGCGCCGACUUCGGCCUGGCCCAGGCGGUGGAGGAGGGGGUGGUGCUGGGACCCAAGAUCCUGUUCACGGGCCACGCGCUGAGUCAGACGGGCGGACACGGUGACUUCCGGGGGCGCGGCGAGGACGCGUGUGCGUGCGGGGCGGCACUGCGUGGCAUUGGCCGCGUGUGCGACGGCAUCCCCGAGGUCCGCAAGGCCGCUCGCGAUGAGCUGCGCCGCGGCGCCCACUGCAUUAAGAUCAUGGCCUCGGGCGGCGUGGCCUCGCCCACGGACAGGCUGACCAACACGCAGUUCAGCGAGAGCGAGCUCAAGGCGAUUGUGGAGGAGGCGGAGGCGGCCGGCACGUACGUGUGCGCGCACGCCUACACGCCCGCCGCCAUCCUGCGCGCGGUGCGCUGCGGCGUGCGCUCCGUCGAGCACGGCAACUACCUGGACCCGCACACCGCCACUGAGAUGACGUUCCGGGGUGCCUAUCUGGUCCCCACGCUGGUGACUUACCAGGAGCUGGCACGUGGCGGCGAGGCGGCGGGCAUGCCCAAGGAGCUGGUGGCCAAGGUUGGAAACGCACUUGAAGCGGGUCUGCGCUCUCUGGCAGUGGCUCGCGACCACGGCGUGGUCAUGUGCUUCGGCAGCGACCUGCUGGGGGACCUGCACCCCGCACAGGCCGACGAGCUGUGCCUCCGCGCCCGCGUGCUGCCCGCCGUGGAGGUGGUCAAGUCCGCCACUGUGCACUGCGCCGAGCUGUUCAACGCCACGCUGACGCUGGGACGCGUGCGCCCGGGCUUCUCCGCCGACCUGCUGCUGCUGGCGCCCGGCGUGGACCCCCUGGCUGACGUGGCGGCGCUGGCGGCGCCCGGCGGCACCGGCGUGGCGGCGGUGUGGCGGGAGGGGCUGCUGGCCAAGGCGCCGUACGCGCCGGGCCGACUGCCGGCGCUGCAGCAGGGCGCGCACGGCGAGCUGCUCGCGCUGGGCGACUGGUGGGAGCACAACGAGCGGCUGUUUGCCGCGGCGUGAGAGCGGGGGGUGGGUCGAAGGUGUGUGGGUGAACGUGUGUCGGUGGAGGUGUGUGGGCUAAGACGUAGGGGUUCAUGUUCGUGUCUGGGUGCAUGUGGUGUGGGAGGUUGCGCGUUUGGCGAAGACAGGUCGAAACCGCGUGGGCAUAGGGGGGCCCUGGUGUGUGCAAGCGCUUGACAUCUUCAUGUGACCUUGGAAGAAUGAACACGUCAUCCGGCCGUGCGUGCGUGUGAGAAACUACAGUAUGGGUGAUGGAGCUGAUCAAAACACAUGGGUGCAUUACAUCUUUAUGAUAUUGUGGCCAAAUCCUUGUGCCUGAUUGGCUGCAAGGGUAGAAGCAACAUUAUCUUGGACUUCAAGCCCCGAUGCAAAGGCUGGAACAUAGCGGGGCAUGCUCUGUAUUUACAUGCCCGUGCACUCCACGGUCAGUGCCAUUUCUACCGCCUAAACUGCCAGUGUCCAACGGCAUGAUUUAUCUGUAUAAUUCCCGUGAGCCUUAAAAGUCCCGACUGACCGACUCCCGAGCUCCAGUCCGGACUACGGAGAUCUGCACAUGCGCUUCCAAACACGGUUGAUGGUCGAGUGCAAGAACACGCUCGCCGCACGCCAUAACAUGCUGAAGCAUUGUCCGCAAUUGUGAUUAGUCCAAGCAGGCUGUCAAAGUACAGGCAGCGCUGUACAGCACAUCACGUCCAUCACGGUAAUGCAAGAUGCGUAGUUCAGUCCUGUCCGGUCCAACAACUCGUCAAGCCGCGCCAUCAUGACACCAGCGGCUCACUGCAGUAGUCGAGUCCAAGCAGUCACACACCAGGUAAUCGCCCCCACACCAGUUAAGCACCGCCAUGACAAGCGCGACAGCAGCGCCGCGCAGCGGCGGCGGCAUCAUCACCAUCAUCACUGUGGCGCCAGACAUGCCUGAUCAC